GUUCUUGUCAAAGAAAACGAAACUCAGACGGUUUCUCUCUCUCUCUCUCUGUGUAAUUUCAGGAAAAUGGCUGAGGCCAGUAUUUCAGUAGAUCAGGAUCAGUUCAUCUGUCCAGUGUGUCUGGAUCUCCUGAAGGAUCCGGUGACUAUCCCCUGUGGUCACAGUUUCUGUAAGGUGUGUAUUAAUGGCUGCUGGGAUCAGGAGGAUCAGAAGGGCGUCUACAGCUGUCCUCAGUGCAGAGACACUUUCACUCCAAGGCCUGUUCUACGCAGAAACAACAUGCUGGCUGAAGUGGUGGAGAAACUGAAAAAGACUGAAGUCCAAGCUGCUUCUCCUGCUCACUGUUACACUGGACCUGGAGAUGUGGAGUGUGAUUUCUGCACUGGGAGAAAACACAAAGCUGUCAAGUCCUGUCUGAUGUGUUUAGCUUCAUUUUGUGAAACUCAUUUGAAACCUCACCUGGAAGUUCCUGCUUUGAAAAAACACACAUUAACUGAAGCUUCAGCAAAACUUCAAGAGAAGAUCUGCUCUGAACAUAACAAGCUGAUUGAGAUCUACUGCCGUACUGAUCAAACCUGCAUCUGUUAUUUGUGUACGAUGGAUAAUCACAAAGGACACGACACCGUCACAGCCGCAGCAGAAAGAGCUGAGAAACAGAGUGAGUUAAAGGAGAAGCAGAUGAAAUCCCAGCAGAGAAUCCAGGAGAAGCAGAAGAAGGUGCAGGAGCUGAAACAGGCUGUGAACACUAUAAAGCUGAGUGCACAGACAGCAGUGGAGGACAGUGAGAUGAUCUUUACUGAGCUGAUCAGCUCCAUGGAGAAAAAGCGCUCGGAGGUGACGGAGCUGAUCAGAGCUCAGGAGAAGACUGAACUGAGUCGAGCUGAACGACUCCUGGAGCAACUGGAGCAGGAGAUUGCUGAUCUUCAGAGGAGACUCACUGAGCUGGAGCAGCUUUCACACACACACGAUCACAUCCAGUUCCUCCAGGCUUUAGCUUCUGGACGUCGGUCUCCUCCAGUAGACAGACCAGACUUUCAGACAUCCAGCAUCAGUGUCCAUCAACAUCUCUCAUUUGAUGGAGUGAGGAAUUCUCUCUCAGAUCUGAAGAAGAGACUCGAGGAAUUCUGUGAGGAGGAAUUCAACAAAAUCCCUCCACAUGCUGCAGCAGUUCAGAUCUUUUUACCACCAGAGCCACAGAGCAGAGAAGAGUUUCUGAAAUAUUUCUGUUAUCUGACUCUGGAUCCCAACACGACACAUCGUAACCUCAUUCUGUCUGAGAAGAACAGAGCGGUGAGAUACAGUGAGAGAGAGCAGCAGUACUCUGAUCAUUCAGAGAGAUUUGACUCCUGGCGUCAGGUGUUGUGUAAGGAGAGUGUGUGUGGACGCUGUUACUGGGAGGUGGAGUGGAGCGGUGAGAGUGUGUCCAUAUCAGUCUUAUAUAAAGACAUCAGCAGGAAAGGACAGGGUUAUGAGUGUCUGUUUGGACACAACAAUCAGUCCUGGAGUCUGUGGUGUCGUUCUUCUUCUUCUCUUUCUUUCUAUCACAACAACAUUAAGACUGAUCUCAGAGCUCCAUCAUCCUCCAGAAUAGGAGUGUAUGUGGAUCACAGUGCAGGAACUCUGUCCUUCUACAGCGUCUCUGACACGAUGAAGCUCCUCCACAGAGUCCACACCACAUUCACUCAGCCUCUGUACGCUGGGUUUAGGCUCGACUGGUGGUUGUCUGACUCUACUGUGAGAUUGUGUGAUCCAGAAUAAAGUGUGUAGUGUUUUGUGUAAAAUUCCUGCACAUUGUCACAUUGUUGCUCAGUCAUCUGUCUCACUAACACACAAUCCAGCUGCACAAACAGCUCAGUAAUUUAACACAGCGACAAUUAAAGAGUAAAUAUUAACACUGAAUAUAGUUUAAUAAAAAUAAACAGAUGUAUUAUUAAAUGUAUUAAAUGUAUUAUUAUAAAGUUGUAUCUGUGUGAAGAGCCGUGGUGAGAUUCGGCACAUCAGACGUCACUUUAGAAUAACUUUAUAUUUACAUUAUUGAAAGUAGAUGUUUAAAACUGACCACACACACACACACACACACACACACACACACACACACACACACACACACAAAUAUAUUUCAGCAAAGACUUUUUGUUUUAAUCUGCUAAAAAAUUAUAUCUGAAGAAAAUUUUUGUAAUGCAGUGAAUUUUUAAAUCUUCUAAAUAAAUAUCUUUAUACUGUAUGUAUGUAACACCGUGUAAACACAGACUUGUAUUAUUAUGAGUAAUAUUUAUGUCAUGAAUGUAACUAAUAAAUGUAUAAAAAAUUAAAGAAUUCAGUAAUAAAUCAAUAUCUGUGGUUUAUUACUCACAAAGCUACUAACCCAAGGCAACCUUCCUUCAUUCAUGUCAUCCUGCAACACUUCUAGCGAGUCCUGUCCUAGAAUUAGACCAAGAAUUAGAAUAACAGCUCAACACCAUCACUGAGAAAAGUGGUGUAGCUUAAAACCAUGAGCCCUUUCCACUCACUCACCCAGACUGAGGAGUUCCCUGUAUCACUGUGAGUAUCAAUUCAUAAGUGCCGUUAUCUAGUUAUUAUUCAUUUUUUGGGCAAUUUAUGG
Clarias gariepinus (North African catfish) is the source of this 2602-nucleotide messenger RNA. Its product is annotated as E3 ubiquitin/ISG15 ligase TRIM25-like. Lineage: Eukaryota; Metazoa; Chordata; Actinopteri; Siluriformes; Clariidae. The record is from RefSeq and is a predicted model, not a curated record. The coding region runs from base 67 to 1758 and encodes 563 amino acids. Gene Ontology annotation, molecular function: zinc ion binding; protein binding. The transcript has 6 exons.